Messenger RNA from Mirounga angustirostris (Northern elephant seal), 1557 nucleotides. RefSeq names its product endogenous retrovirus group K member 11 Pol protein. The record is from RefSeq and is a predicted model, not a curated record. Gene Ontology annotation, biological process: RNA-templated DNA biosynthetic process; viral process. Gene Ontology annotation, molecular function: RNA stem-loop binding; RNA-directed DNA polymerase activity. NCBI's taxonomy places the organism in Eukaryota, Metazoa, Chordata, Mammalia, Carnivora, Phocidae.
AUGUGGUUAUUGGAUGCCGCCUAUAUGAAAGCCCAGGCAAAUUGGGCUAACCCAGCCGUGCAUUAUAUUUCUUUUGAAAUGCUCACUGGCUCUGGCCCCUUUUCAGAUGUUCGAGAGCAGUUGGUCAACACUCCACCUGCAGCCACAGCGCAGGUAUCUGAAAUCGCCCUCACAGCCUGGGAAAAGCUAACCCCUUCAGGGGAAGUGAGGCAAAGUUAUAUAAAAAUUAUGCAAGGCCCUACAGAAGCAUAUACUGAUUUUAUUUCUUGGCUUGAAAUGGCUAUUGACCGCCAAGUCGAUAGUAAACCUGCCAAAGAGCACUUGCUAAGACAGCUUGCUUUUGAAAAUGCUAAUGAGGACUGCCAAGCGGCCAUCCGGCCACAUAGAGAAAUAGGAGGGGCCAUUGAGGAAAAGAGGCCUGCCCCUAUUAAAAUAACAUGGAAAACUUCUUCCCCGGUUUGGACUCCUCAAUGGCCCCUUCCAAUAGAAAAAUUGCAGGCCUUAGAACAAAUUAUUCAAAAGCAAUUGCAGGCAGGACAUAUAGAGCCUUCGCAAUCUCCUUGGAACUCUCCCGUUUUUUGUUAUCAGAAAAAAUCAGGUAAGUGGUGUCUCUUAAUAGACCUUCGGAAUGUUAAUGCCGAUGAGCCUCUGGGUGCCUUGCAGCCUGGGUUUCCUACUCCUACAGCCAUUCCCAAACAAUGGCCAUUGAUAAUAAUAGAUCUUAAGGAUUAUUUCUAUACCAUAGCCGUUCACCCUGAGGAUAAGGAGAAAUUUGCCUUUUCUGUUCCAAGCACUAACAACAAGGAAACGACGAAACGAUAUCACUGGACAGUUUUGCCACAGGGUAUGACUAAUUCUACCAUGUGUCAGUAUUAUGUUGGCCAGGUCCUCCGACCUGUUAGAAAGCAUUAUUCUCAGUCCUACAUUAUUCAUUAUAUGGAUGAUAUUUUGCUGGCGUCACAAACUGAAACCAAAUUACAAGAUGUAUAUCAGGCCACUUCUUAACAUUUGACUUCCGCCAGUCUCUUAAUAGCCCCAGAGAAAAUCCACACAACUCCUCCGGCUUCUUAUCUAGGCACUGUGGUAGAUAGAACCACAGUGAAACCUCAAACAAUGCAAAUUCGUACGGAUACCCUCCUUACACUUAACGAUUUCCAAAAACUCCUAGGAGACAUUAACUGGAUUCGCCCUCUCCUGGGGAUUCCAACUUAUAAAUUACAAAAUUUAUUUAACACUUUACAAGAUGAUUCUGCUUUAGAUAGUCCUCGCGCUUUAUCCUCAGAGGCAGAGGCUGAACUGCAGUUUGUUGAGGAGUGAUUAAAAACUGCCUUUGCUUACAGGUAUGAUGAUUCUCUCCCCUUGCUUCUUCUUAUUUUCCCUACUCAUUCUCUGACUGGUGUCAUAGCACAAGAGGACAAACCUCUCAAAUGGGUGACUUUACAUACAAAAACUUCUCAAACUGUUACUCCACAUCUAUCUCUUUUUGCUUCACUCAUUCUCCAAGGACGAAAGCGUUCUAUUCAAAUUCUUGGUUUUGACCCAGCGCUCAUUGUUUGA